UUAGUCCGUGAAGAAGGCAGACGUGGUUUGGUGAUGAAGUCGUAGAGUUUUCAUUGGUGGAAAUAAAGUCGUCAGUCUAGUUGAGAAGUCUUGAAAAUUGCGUAUUGAAUCGCGUUUUUAGUUCAGGAGGAAAUCCUUAAUUAAUUUACACGUGAUCAGUUGUACACGAAACGAAUAGUUCAAGCUUGGUGUAAGUUUCUAAGGUGGUCUGCUGUAGAUUAAGCAGGAUAAACUUCUCGGGUGUGUUUCGAGCAGUGAUAGACGUCAGCAGCCUUUCUUUUCCGGUUCCAGCACGGAAUCACCAGAAACAAGCAGCACUGUCAUCGGAUCGUGAGUGAGCAUCUCUCACGGUUUCAGGUACGAGCGAUAGCCUGAGUGACCAGGCAGUUGCAGUACUAGCACAAAGCAGACUUGCACCACAAAGUGUCAAAACAGGAAGAACAGCACAAAGUGAAGUUCAGACCUGUGCUGCUGCAGUCAGGAGAACCAUCAGUGUGUGGUGUUCGAUUUGAUAAAAAUAACGUGUCUUGUGUGGCAACUGCUCCGAUAUCAAGAAAAAAAAAAUAGAAAUUACUACAGAUCUAGAGAUUAGUAAUCAUUUGGUGUAGUGAAGUGUGAAUUCAAAGAAUUCCGUUUGCAGUUGAAGCCGUCCAAGUGAACUUCGUAAAUAAAAAAAAAUAGCGAGCGCAGUAGCAACAACAGCUAAGUAGCAAAGAAAAAACAUCCCAAGAAAAUGGCAGAUGUGGAUGAUGUGAUAAGUGACCAGGAGAAGAUUCGGAUCGUUAACGAUUUUAUCCUACACGCCCCUCCGGGCGAAUUUAACGAGGUGUUCAACGACGUCCGAGAGCUGCUGAACGAUGACCGAUUGCUCAAGGAGGGUGCCAGUGCGGCCUGUGCCCAGUAUAACAAGGAUCAGCUAACGCCGGUCAUCCUCGAGGGCUCCGGGCUGGCCGUGCUUGUUACGGAGUUCAACGAUCUCGGUGGUGGUCGAUACUUGGAUCCCCGAACAAAACAGAGCUUCAAAUUCGACCACCUGCGCAAAGAGGCCCUCGACCUGCAAAACCACGAGAGCGAUCACAUCUCGGAACCGUGGCGCGCCAUGCUGGACAUCGAAACGCUCACGUACUGUGCCAACCACUACCGCAACGGAUCCUGCUCGGUGUACGGCCGCACCAGUAACGGACAGAUCAGCCUGCACGUGUGCAUCGAGGACCACCAGUUUCAGCCGAAAAACUUCUGGAACGGCCGGUGGCGCUCGGUGUGGUCGAUAAGCUUUCCCGCGUCUGGCGGCGGCACGGCGGAACUCAAGGGCAUGCUCAAACUGCAGGUGCACUACUACGAGGACGGCAACGUGCAGCUGGUGUCGUCGAAGGAGUUCCGCGAAUCGGUGAUCGUCACAAAUGAAGCCGCCACCGCCAAGGAGAUCAUGCGACUGGUUGAGGAGAGCGAACACGACUACCAGACGGCAAUAUCGGAGAACUACCAGACGAUGUCCGACACGACGUUCAAGGCUCUGCGGAGGCAGCUGCCCGUGACAAGAACGAAAAUCGACUGGAGUAAAAUAGUGUCGUAUAGUAUCGGUAAGGAACUGAAAACGCAGUAGAUUGUUUAAGGUCUUUAUUAUUAUUUUUAUUAUUAAUAUUAUUUUCUUUACGAGAACGCGGGGGGUCGUGAUGUGUAAAGGGAUCGAUAAAAAAGUCUAGCAAAACAUACACAUUACAUAAAAAUGAAGCACGGGCUGCGGCGCAGCAAAAGGAUAUUUUGUGCUUUCGGAGACAGGCGAAGGCGCUUGAGUGUAGGCGAGGUCAUCGUAUUUCCGCAAAGGAAAGCACAGGCAGGCUUGUUGUAGCUAGAACGUGUGGCUAAGUGCAAGAAAUCGAAACUACGAAGCAAGGUUAAACACAAUUAUUAAUAAAUUUAACUAAUAACCUACCUACUUCCGAUUGGCGGAAACACGCACGUAAUCAAGCCAAUAUUUGAUAAAAUGAGAAAUAGCUGUAUGCUGCACGAUUGGUGCGUUAACAAGGAUCGACGUCACAUUUUGGCUAAACUAUAGAUUGUACACAAUCAUGAGGACAUUCUUGCGAAUCAGAAGUGUCGAAAAGUGCUAUUUAUCAUACUCUAAGUAAAGUAAAGUCUGCUAUUAUUUUUUUAUUAUAUGUAGAACGAGCCGUUUAACAACUUUAUGGUAGAAAGGAUGGAUGAGACAUUAUAAUUCACCUAUGGUAACUGAGAGUACUAUCGGGCCCAUAACCAGAGUUAAACGUAACGGGCCAGAGAAGUUCGGGGCCAUACACUAGCAACAAAAAGGUUGCACCCCACUCGCCCUUUCAAUCCUCACGUAAUUAGUGCAUGAUCCUCAUCAAGGAAUAGACUUUUCAACACAUUCGCCCCCAACUCAUAACACCCAGUUAACAUUUAUCCUUAUCAAGGGUAAACACCAUACGUUCUAUUUUGAGAACCAUUUGUGAUAGUUUUUUUCUUUCUGAUUCGCAAGUUUUACUUUUAUUCCUGUACGCCACAGUGUAGCGUAAAUCUAUUACGGAUGUUGAAGCAGUACGACUUUCGAUCCUCAUUCAUUCGUGCACAUUCGAAUUUCUUUCUAUCAAAUAUAACAAUCAGAGAAACGAACAAAUUAAUAAGAAGCUGAUAUCCGUCAUCUUCACCGUCGUUUUAUUUUAUCUGUAAAUGAAAAUCUAUGCUGUAAAUGCAUUGCCGCGCGCUGUAGGAAUAGUGAUAUCAAAGUAAACAUUAUAGUAAACAGACAUAACAUAAAAUCAAUUAUAGAAUACAUCAAAAACUCGAAUUCACCAACGUUUGGCCUGCUAAAAAGGGAAACCCUAGUAAAACAUUAACAACUUUUUUUCUUCUAUUAGCUAAUGAUCGACUUCGUACACACAAACAUAAAGACCUCCACACACAUAUACGUCGUAGGAACACAAACAUAAAAAACUGGUUAUUUGUAUUUCGACACAUUCGCUGUAUGUAAAAUAAUGUCACUAUUCUUUACUCGAUUUCAAUGGAUAUCUAUGUCUGGAUUUAUACGGCAGCAACGGCUUUAAACGGACAGAUAAAACUGAUAAGAUAUCGUAGUUUCUAUUCGAUCGACGAAAGCGGGCUUGGUUGUAAUCAUUGGUUUGGAAAUUUGUCGUUUGACUCCGAAUUUCGAUUCAAAUGCAUCAAUAAUGCUAGUUGUGGAAACUAUUUUUAAUACGACGAUUUUCAUCUUUUCGAGGAAUCAGCACAGUAAGAACUCAUCCCACAGUGUUAACCUCCAUUCAUUGUACAAAAUUCAUUUUUAAAUUUACUACGGAUGGGCUCUGAGCAACUCUCGUUUCCUCUGAGUUAUGAGCAUCAAACAUGUAUUUCAUUUAUGGAACCCUGAAACUGUGUUUGUAGCAUUUUUCUUGCCAAAAUAUAACACAAUUGCACUGACGAAUAGUAAAACAAAUCGGAUGUAAUUCGUUUGCACGGACUCCAAAAUUAUUCUAAAAGUCAGUAGAAAUAUGAUUCACCACCUCAGUAGCACAGGAAGCAAACCAUGUUCUAGUAGAGGACACAUGGCCGCAUCAUUUGAUGCUGCUUCUUUGUAGAACCUCCCCGAAAAAUACAUAGUAUUUCUAUGAGACGUAAAACAACAAUGCAAAUGUAGUUGCUCCUGCCUCUUAAGCGAUAUACCCUAAAAAAAACUUUCAAAACCGAACAUUUGAAAACGCAUUGGCUUAACGAGAACGUUAUACUUAAAAUGGUACCAUUUUGAAGCAAAACGUGAACAAAUUUAAUGCAAUAUACAUCUACACUCACACAUUCACACACGUACAGACAUGUUACAUGCAGAGAUGACAAAUGUGUCAUUUUUUCAUUAUUCGGAUCACUCCCACACUCGAUAAAGGAGAUGAAAUCAGUGCGUUAACCCAGCAACAGGAAGUCACAGUCAGACAGGAAUGAACCAGAACUGGGAAGAUUAGUAGCUUAGAAGCAAUGAGCUACCCAUUACUGUCGCCACAAACGACAGCAAUUUCAAACGGUUAAAAAAAACAGUAAAACAUGCAGUAAGCCGUUGAGUAAUUAUGACAUAAACGAAACAAAAACAAAGCGCGGAUAGAUGAAAGCGAAAACUGACGACAAGGAAAAACAAAAAUAAACUAUAAAAUUGAUAAAAUAAUGAAAAAUAAUGUAUAUUUAAUUAUUAUUACAUAUAUAUGAAAAUUAAAUAAAAAUUCAUAUAAAAAUAGUCAUGAA
Messenger RNA from Armigeres subalbatus, 4242 nucleotides. RefSeq names its product F-actin-capping protein subunit alpha (gene cpa). Gene Ontology annotation, biological process: barbed-end actin filament capping; actin cytoskeleton organization. The record is from RefSeq and is a predicted model, not a curated record. Gene Ontology annotation, molecular function: actin filament binding. Gene Ontology annotation, cellular component: F-actin capping protein complex; actin cortical patch. The transcript has 3 exons. Lineage: Eukaryota; Metazoa; Arthropoda; Insecta; Diptera; Culicidae. Bases 734 to 1603 code for a protein of 289 amino acids.